Messenger RNA from Fundulus heteroclitus (mummichog), 6156 nucleotides. It is a transcript of the gene kctd3, whose product is annotated as potassium channel tetramerization domain containing 3. Lineage: Eukaryota; Metazoa; Chordata; Actinopteri; Cyprinodontiformes; Fundulidae. Bases 435 to 2942 code for a protein of 835 amino acids. The transcript is spliced from 19 exons. Gene Ontology annotation, biological process: protein homooligomerization. The record is from RefSeq and is a predicted model, not a curated record. Gene Ontology annotation, molecular function: protein binding.
UACGUAGCACCAUAUGUUUAAACGAAGGAGCAAGUUAUCGGAGGGGAACUAUCUUGCUCCAAUGCGGACGCGCAUCCCAGCUGUUUCACGUUGCUAAAAAUUCUGCGCGAGCUGCCAUCCCGCGAUUUCCACACUGUGCAGCGAUGCGAUCAAGCUCGCCGGAGUAAUAAGAAGAUCCUCAUGUAGCCGCUUUCGUUUACAAAACGCCGCCGACCUUCUGCGUCCACGAUGCGGAGGCUUUUCUGAUGCGGCCGCCGUGGUUUACACAGGCUGAGCGUAGCGGAUAUGUGGCGGAUGGUGGUCCCAGGGAGAAGCUGCGAGGCUGGGGAGUCGGGGCAUCAGCCGAGUCCAUAGAGGAGCGUUAGCGAGCUAGCCUUCGUGACCAUCCGUGUGACAUUUUCGUGAAAACACUCCCCCGGUUCGGCUCGGUCAUCAUGGCCACGAACGGUAACAGCUCGUCGCCCGGGAUGGGGGAGAUCGUCCAGUUAAAUGUCGGGGGGACAAGGUUCAGCACAUCCAGGCAGACGCUGACCUGGGUCCCCGACUCCUUCUUCUCAAGUUUACUGAGUGGGAGGAUAUCCACUCUGCGGGAUGAAACUGGAGCUAUAUUUAUCGACAGAGACCCUACAGCCUUUGCACCAAUCCUGAACUUUCUCCGAACCAAAGAACUGGACUUGCGAGGCGUCAACAUCAGUGUGCUGCGACACGAAGCUGAGUUCUAUGGGAUCACUCCUUUAGUGCGACGCCUGCUGCUGUGCGAGGAGCUGGAUCGCUCAUCAUGUGGUAGCGUUCUCUUCCACGGUUACCUGCCUCCCCCAGCUGUCCCAACUCGUAAGUCAACCUCUGCUGCUUCUGAUGAACGACCGGGCCCGAGUGGAGCGGAGGGCUUCACCCGUGUUCCCCUUCCUCAUCCUUCCUUGUCUGGAACAGAUGGCCCAGAGAAACUUGAUUCCAUAGUUGACCCCAGGAAAGUGCUGAUAAUAGCAGGACACCACAACUGGAUCGUUGCAGCUUACGCACACUUUGUCAUCUGCUACAGGAUAAAGGAAUCGUCAGGAUGGCAGCAGGUGUUCUCCUCUCCCUACCUUGACUGGACGAUUGAACGUAUAGCACUUAAUGCUAAAGUGGUGGGUGGUCCACACGGCGACAAGGACAAGAUGGUGGCUGCCGCCUCUGGAAGCAGGAUUAUCCUCUGGAGUAUCCAAGACGGAGGCAGUGGAAAUGAAAUUGGUAUAUUCAGUCUCGGCGUUCCCGUUGACGACCUCUUCUUCAUCGGGAACCAGCUGGUGGCUACUAGCCACACAGGAAAGGUUGGAGUGUGGAACGCCGUCACACAACACUGGCAGGUUCAAGAUGUAGUUCCCAUCACCAGCUGUGACACAGCCGGGUCUUUCCUUCUACUGGGCUGCACCAAUGGCUCCAUCUAUUAUAUAGACAUGCAAAAGUUUCCUCUGAGGAUGAAGGACAAUGAUCUCUUAGUAACUGAGCUUUAUCACGACCCUUCAAACGAUGCCAUUACUGCGCUGUCCGUGUACCUCACGCCUAAAACCAGUGUGAGUGGGAACUGGAUAGAGAUAGCCUACGGGACGAGCAGCGGUGCAGUGAGAGUGAUCGUGCAGCACCCAGAGACAGUGGGAUCGGGCCCUCAGCUCUUUCAGACGUUCACUGUGCACAGGAGCCCAGUGACAAAGAUUAUGUUGUCAGAGAAACAUCUGGUGUCAGUGUGUGCGGACAACAACCACGUUCGGACGUGGACGGUGACGCGGUUCAGAGGGAUGAUCUCCACACAGCCAGGCUCCACCCCACUGGCUUCCUUUAAGAUCCUGUCCCUGGAAGAGACGGAGAGCCAUGGGAGCUACUGCUCUGGGAAUGAUAUUGGCCCGUUUGGAGAGAGAGAUGAUCAACAAGUGUUCAUCCAGAAGGUCAUCCCCAUCACCAACAAAUUAUUUGUGAGGCUCUCUUCAACUGGAAAAAGGAUCUGUGAGGUGCAGUCAGUGGAUGGAACCACUAUCACCUGCUUCAUGGUUCGGGAGUGUGAGGGGUCCAGCAGGAUGGGGUCCCGACCGCGGCGCUACUUGUUCACCGGUCAUGGAAACGGCAGUAUCCAGAUGUGGGACCUCACCACUGCGAUGGACACAGCCAACAAAGGAGAAGAGAGGAAGAAGGAUGAUGUAGGUGGACCGACAGAGGAGGAGCUGCUUCAGCUGCUGGACCAGUGCGAUCUAAGCACCUCUCGCUGUGCAACCCCAAAUAUUAGCCCCGCCCCCUCUCUAUUGCACCACGCACGCCUCAGAGAGUCCAUGUCAAGUCUGCAGCUGCAGGCCCCAGAACCCAUUCCUGAGAGCCAGGCCACCUAUGGAGCUGUGCGGCCCUACAGAGAGAGCCCCCUGCUGGCCCGCGCUCGUCGAACCGAAUCCUUUAACAGCUACAGAGACUUCCAAAACUUUAGCCUGAGUCAGACAUCCAACACUGGACCCAGCCAGAUCCCCGAUGCCCGACGCUCUCUGUGUAACUUUGGGCCUGAGGACAGUGAGAGGAGCACCUCUGUCAUGGAGCUCUGGUCUUCACGCAACCCAGGGAACAUCUCAGGGACUAAAGCAGAAACGAGUCAGGAAUCACCUCAGCAGACCCCAGACAGUCCGGUUCCAGGAGCGGACACGAGGCGAAAGGUGCACCCUCAGCCAGAGGAAGAAGAUGGCGUCGGAUCAGGCGGAGAUGGUGUGAAGGCCGACGGAGCUGUGAGGAAGAGGGGAGUACUGGAGGGGGGCUUCCUGGGGCGCAAGAGGGCGCCUCCAAUUCCAUAUCUCUCCUCUGGAUCUGAAGGUGGGGGCAGUGAUUCAUCCGCAAACGCCUCGCCCUCCCCAACCAAACUGUCGUCCUCCACCUCGCCGCGACACAGGAAGCCAGCGGCUGAGGCCUCCAGUCAUGACAGCAGCCUGUGAGAGCGACUCGUCCCCUGAUCGUUGGAUUUAACCUGUAGCUGCAUGCUGGAGGUCAGUGCUAAAUAUGAAGGCGAAGGAAGAAAACACAAUCAGCUGCAAGAAAAGUCCCGUUCUUACACAUAGGUGUGGCUCAUGAAGAAGCUACAAGUUUCCAACGCUCUCAGUAUGACAUCUGAGGAAGAAUGCAUUUCCAUAAUAUUCUUUACUCAAAUCUGCGAGGUAUAACUGGAGUUUCUUUUGUCUCAAUCUGCUUUUUGUGUGUUUUAAGUCUGUUUUAAAAGUCGACAACUUCAGAAGCAAAGCAAAGGUCACAGAUCAGGUCAGUUACAGGAAGAGUAAGACCAGAAAGACAAAACAGCACAAUAUUAAUAACCAUGCGUUGGAAUGAAGCAUAUAGUUUGGGACAGAGGGAUGCGAAAUCAAAUUUACAAAGGCAUUACUUUCUGUUUGGUCAAAAUACCGGAAAUUUAACAGUGUGCUUUUAAGAUCGUCAUCAGCAUUAGUAAAUUAGAAAAACCUGUCCUAGAAACAAAUAUUUACCUGAAAAAGCUUGACAUACAUGAGCUUUUUUGCCCUAUAUCUGCAAUAAUCCGAAUAAUAAGAGCUCAUAAGACCCUAUCGCGGAUUGGAUGUUCAUGAAAUUUACCUAAUUCAUGUUCCCUUAUCCAGAAUAUUGGCAGCUACUCUGAUUUCCAGAAGACUUACUUUACUGCAGCCAGAGUCAGAGGGGUUUACAUUAAACAACAGCUGACAGGCAGCAGUUAAGUUUUGCAGGUCGGGCAUGCAAUACAAGCCUCACUGUUAGCUGUGUCAGCGCUCAGCGCAAUGCAACAGUGCAGCAGAGAUUCAGAAUAGAAAGCUGGACUCCGUUACCCAGAUGAAGGUUAUGGCAAACGAUCAUGUGUGAUUAAAUACUGUAGAUUGUCAUUAGUUUACCUUGACUUUAUAUAAACAUAAAGGCCUCUGUCAGUUUCUUGACCCUAGCACAGAAAUUCCAGUUGUUUAAUGUCAUAUUUUAAAUGUACAGUGGCUUACAAAAGUAUCCGUCACAUGUUUUCUCCCAAAUAUUUUUCAACGUAUUUAGUUGGAAAUUUAUGAGAAAUACCCAAACAAAGCAAUACAUGGCGUGCAUCAACCUCUUUUAUUCAGAUAUCCUUAAAUUUAAUCUAAUUGUAAUGAUCGGUUCAAAUACAGAUAUGAACAAAACAGCAUCAUAAAGACCAAAGAACUCAGCAGGAAGCUCAUGAUUAGGCUGUAAACCAACAAUUUAAGCUUUGAACGUCUCACCGAGCACUGCUUGAUCCACCGUCUGAAAAUGGAAAGAGUAUGGCCCAACUCCAGACGCCACCAAAACAUGGCCGACCACCUCGCUGGGAGACCAGGUUCAGAGAACAUUAAUCAGAGAGGCAGCCAAGAGGCUCUGGAGGAGGUGCAGUGAGCCGCAGCUCAGUUGGGAGAAUCUGUGACAGGACAAUUAUUACAAAUCUGGUCUUGAUAGAGUGGCAAGAAGAAAGCCAUUGUUUAAAAAAAACAUUCGUUACUCCUAUUUGCAGUUUGUCACGAGCCAUGUAGGGGACACAGGAAGCACGUGGGAGAAGGAGCUCAGUUCAGACGAGACUACAGCUGAACUUUUUGGCCUCUGGGAGAAAACUAACACUACACAUAAUCUGAAACAGAACGCAUCAUGCUGCGAGAUGCUGCUCAUCAGCAGGGACAGGGAUGUUGGAUAGAGCUGAUGGGAAGACAACAAAAAAAACUUGAGGCUCGACUGGUGCUUUAACUUUUCCAGCUGUACAACAUCACCAAACACGCACCCACAGCUACGAUAGAACCGUCCAGAUCAAAGCGUUGAAACAACUUGAAAACCAUGCAUAGCAAUUAAAAACAGUCUGUGUCUGUAAGGUGACAACAUAGGAAAACGUUGCAGGGGAACAGGAAUACUUUUGCAAGGUACUGUAUAUUUGACAUUUAGUGAUAGUCCUUAAAAAAUAACAUUCACAUGAACACUCGUCAGACCUUGUUUUUUAGGGCUCAAAUCUGAGUUAAGUGCUUUUUUUUCCCACCCCGCUUGAGAUUAUACCACAUUCCCCCAAAAGGUGCCUGUGCAAGACCAUUUAAUAACACUAAUAACAUUUAUUAGUUUCAUUUUUCAUACCUUUAUACUUGACCUAAUGGGAAUAUUUUACACAUACACUCCCUGCGUUGUGUCAGAUGGAUGUUGUAGUGCCUUAUUUACCUGUAUGUUGUGAUUUAUCGGAGAAGAAUGGUGACCAAAGGAUUGUGAAGAGGGAGAUCACUGUGUAGGAACAUGAUGGACCUGCUCGCAGACGAAUAGUUUUAUGAAAGACAUAAAGCCAGUCAGAUUAGAGUUAAUUACAAACCACAAGGAGAGAAAAAAAAAGGCUGUGUAUAUGGUGCAUUAGUGAAGGCUUUAAAUACAUAUUUUAAUCGAUGCAUUUCCAGAUGUGUUGUAGGUGGCUUGUUUAAGUUUUGUGUUACUUUAACACCUUAGACCAACAUUGUGAAGUAAGGAAGUCUGAGAGCUGUGUAGCUUAUUUCACUAUGGCCACUGCUUGUACAGAAAACACAGAUUUUGAUACAGUAACAUUACAGUCAGUCGACAUGCAUAUUGAAAACAAAAUCCUAAUAAGGAUGCACUCAUGUGUUUCGUUGUAUGUUUAUACUAACAUGUAUACAUAAUAAGGCCUAUAUUGAUGUGAUCACAUAUUGGACCUAAAUAUGUCGUUUUUCUUGCACUAUACAGUCUAAUAUUGCAGUAGAUUUUCUGUGUUUAUUUUAGAUUACAAAAUAUACAAUUUAAGAUGUGUUGUAGAGCAUCGUUUCCUUGUUUGCAGCAUGUUUUCUCUGUUGUCCAUCAACUCUCGUCUGGCUACGUUUACAUUAUAUUACAGCCGGAUUCUAAUGAGCUACAACAUAUGCGUAUAUCUGUUUAUUUAUGCUUCUUUGUGUGAUACUGUUUUAUGUACUGAAUUUAGGGAAAUGCUGGGAUAUGAGGUGAUAUUAUUUACAGCCGAACUGAUCACUUAUGAAGUUGAUAUUGAAUCAGAGUGUUGACGUUCACUAUAACCUGUUAAUGAACAGAGCAUUAUUGGUCUUUUCCAACCUGAUAGUGGGCAUGGGCUGGUGUGAGUUUCUAAAGGUAUGAUAGCCUUGUAUAAAAAUAUCACAGUUUUACAGUAUCUCCAUAUGCAAA